This is a messenger RNA of Coffea arabica (coffee), 3334 nucleotides long. RefSeq lists its product as uncharacterized. Lineage: Eukaryota; Viridiplantae; Streptophyta; Magnoliopsida; Gentianales; Rubiaceae. The record is from RefSeq and is a predicted model, not a curated record.
AACUUCCAUCAAACAACAAAAAACGAGCAGAUAGACAGGGACAAAAGUUGGCAUACUAUCUCUCUUUUUUUCGCCCUCUGUUAUUUUUUUUUCCCUUUUUUUUUGUUUAAAGUUUUCCUUUUUCUCACUUGGCUUAGGCUUGAUUUUAGUUUUUUUUCAAUACCCACCCCGUUUGAGCAAACCCAUGUUGGAUCAAGUCUGAUUAUUGUUGUUAAUUUUGAUCUUCUGAUAUUUCACAUACUAGUGUAUUUUGGGUUUAAUUAUUAUAGAGUAAAGUGCAAUACUAGUAACUACCAUAUUUUGGGUUCGAUUCCAAAUUAAGUGCAAUCCAAUAAUAGUAAUUUGAUGGGCGAUCUUCGGCGGCCACCUACUGGCGGCGGAUCAUCAUCAUCAACAGCAGCAGCCGGAGGAGGGGAAGAGGAAGAGAGACCGGUGCCCUCGCCGUCGACAUCAAUUAUACCAUCGUCCGAUCCGAACCCCUUGUCCAUUUCUGCGAGGCGUUGGGUCAGAGCUGAGAAAGCCACCCAAAACAUUAUCUCUAAGGUUCAGCCCACUGCCGUCUCCGAGGAGAGAAGGAGAGAGGUCAUAGAUUAUGUUCAGAGCUUGAUUAGAAAGCGUCUUGGUUGUGAGGUAUUUCCUUAUGGGUCUGUACCAUUAAAAACUUAUCUUCCUGAUGGAGAUAUUGAUUUAACUGCAUUUGGUGGUACAAAUGCUGAUGAUAUUUUGGUUGAUGAUAUGGUCUCCGUUCUUGAAGGAGAAGAUCAAAAUAAGUCUGCAGAUUUUGUAGUGAAGGACAUCCAACUUAUUCGUGCUGAGGUUAAGCUUGUAAAAUGCAUUGUGCAGAAUAUUGUAGUUGAUAUUUCCUUUAAUCAAAUUGGCGGCCUUUGUACCUUGUGCUUUCUUGAGCUGGUUGAUUCAGUUAUUGGCAAAGAGCAUCUCUUUAACCGUAGCAUUAUACUAAUAAAAGCAUGGUGCUAUUAUGAAAGUCGGAUUCUUGGUGCUCAUCAUGGCUUGAUUUCCACAUAUGCUUUGGAGACGCUGGUCUUGUAUAUCUUCCAUCUCUUCCAUUCAACAUUUAAUGGUCCCUUAGCAGUUUUAUUCAAGUUCUUGGACUACUUUAGCAAGUUUGAUUGGGAAAAUUAUUGCAUCAGUUUGGCCGGUCCUGUCCGCUUAUCCUCAUUGCCAGAACUCGUAGUGGAAGCACCAGAAAAUGGUGGCUGUGAUUUACUUCUCAGCAGUGAUUUUCUUAGAUACUGUACUGAAAUGUUCUCAGUACCUUCAAGAGGAGCUGACUCAAAUUUACGUGUAUUUCAACCAAAGCAUCUUAAUAUUGUUGACCCCCUUAAGGAAAACAAUAAUCUUGGUAGAAGUGUCAGCAAAGGAAAUUUCUACCGGAUACGGAGUGCUUUCACUUAUGGAGCUAGGAAACUUGGGCGAAUACUUCUGCAACCAGAAGAUGACAUUGCUGAAGGGCUUUGUAAAUUUUUCUUCAACACUUUGGAUAGACAUGGAAGUGGAGAGAGACCUGAUGUUCAAGGUCCUCGUUGUAAUUAUAGGUAUAACGGUUAUAGUAGCACAUUAUCCAUUUCAGAGAAUGAUCCAUGUGCAGUGGAGAGGGUUAUUGUGAAACCUACAUCAGAUACAAAUGGAUCAUGUCAUGACAGAGUCAAUGGCCUGAAGUUAUCUGGGCUGGAGACCACGUGUGGCAGAGAAAAUGGAGAGGAAGAGGGCAUCAUUGAAGUACUUCCCUCCAACUUUUGCGACUCUCCUGCAGUUGGGAAUGCUCUGGAUCACCGAAUCUCGGGGGAUGCAAAGGACCUUGCUACCUAUAGAGUUGAUUGCCUCAAAGUUUCAAAUACUUUACCUCAAAUUUCUGAGCUAAUUGAUCGGAAGAGUGUGUCUCCAGCGGGUACACCUCGUCAUUCACCUCGUCUUUUUUGUUCUAGCUCCAUAUUGACUAAUGGGGGAAGGGGAAAUGGAAGUUCAGAUUGGGAAAAGAUAGAAAACUGUAAAAAUAAGGCUUGCCCUGGAGUAUCACACGGACCUGAUGGAGCUAAUAAUCAGUGUGGCCUAGAAGAAAAUUUCAUUGUCAGUGUAGAUGAGGAUCCAGCUACUAUCCAUCUAGCAUCAAAAGAGGCUCUGAGUCCUGAAAAUUUGCAACAUGUUACAAGGGAUUUGGCCUCAGAAAGUGCGAGUAUUGCUGAAUCUUUUAGCUCUUUGUCAGAACUUAAUGGGGAUUUGGACAGUCACUUGAACUGUUUGCAUUAUGGACGUUGGUGUUAUGAAUAUGCUUCGAGUACACCAGCUCUAACUGUGUCCCCACCACCGCCCUCUAUAUUUCAGUGGAAUAAUUCAUGGGAUGCUGUCCAGCACCCUUCACAAUUCAAGCAGAAUAGUUUCUCUCAUAAGAGCGUGAAUGGUGUUAUCCUAAAUCCUCCAUUCUGCACAGUAAAUCCGCUCUUGACUCCUGGUAUGGCUUUUGGCUUGGAAGACAUGCCAAAACCACGAGGAACCGGAACAUACUUUCCGAAUAUGAAUCGACUCCCUCAAGGUUAUAGGCCUUUGGCAGGGAAAGGAAGGAAUCAGGCAUUGCCAAGGUCCCCGUGCAACAAUGGGAGGAACCUGAUGUUUAUGGAGACUAAUAUGGUUGAUCAAAGUAGUCGUGAUCUUUCAAAAAAUCCAGUCUCAGUUGACCAAAGUGGUGCCAAGGUUGGGCCUUCAAAUAUUCAUCAGUCGUAUUCCCCUCGCAGAAAAGGACAUCUUAAUGUUAAUGGUCUAAUCAUGCAAUCUGAGGGUGGUUUCGAAAUUGGGUCAGUUGGGCAUGUACCAGUUGAAGUGCAUCAGCUGGACAGAAGCGGGCAUCACCAACAGAGAUGUCUUAGUUCAUCAGAAAAUUCCGGCCCUCUAUCACCAACUAAGGAGAUGCGCAAGUUGAAACCUGUGUUACAGACAGAGCGUGAUAGGGUUUCAGUCGAGUUAUCAUACCAAUUGAAGGAUGAGGAUGAUUUUCCACCGUUGUCCGUCUGAAUGGGGUCAAAUUGUUACCACAGUAAGGAUAAAUUAUUAGAGGAGCCCGAGCUAUGCAGCAUCUGUGGCUAGUUGCUAUUUGGGGGGUGAUUUAGAAAGUCAAUUUUCUUAAAAGGUGGUUUGUAGAUUCUGAGAAUUAUUUCAUCCAACUAUACUUUUGAUUCAGGUUUUGUUUUCGCCCAGCACAGCUUUGGCUCUUUUGUGACUAAUCAUGACGUUUGACAUCGUGAAAUAUGACGUCAUAACGAGGUUUUAGUUCCAUAUUUUCUAGUUGGGAAUGGCAGAAAUAUUUAGAAACUGCAAGACA